Messenger RNA from Haliotis rufescens (red abalone), 11611 nucleotides. Its product is annotated as potassium voltage-gated channel subfamily B member 2-like. Gene Ontology annotation, molecular function: delayed rectifier potassium channel activity; protein binding. Bases 1362 to 4763 code for a protein of 1133 amino acids. Gene Ontology annotation, biological process: potassium ion transmembrane transport; protein homooligomerization. Lineage: Eukaryota; Metazoa; Mollusca; Gastropoda; Lepetellida; Haliotidae. The record is from RefSeq and is a predicted model, not a curated record. The transcript has 6 exons. Gene Ontology annotation, cellular component: membrane; voltage-gated potassium channel complex.
CAAUGAUGUAAGAUACUGCCGAGGAUGGCGUUGGUCAGAGACCGGGCCCCGAGACCCAACGGUGGCACAUAUAUUGGUCUCCUGCGACAACUUAAGAACGUUGAUUGUGUCGUCUGCUGUCGUCAGCGUAGCAUCCACUUAGCUCGCCUUGGACUGCAGUGAUGGCGGCAAGCAUAUGUCUAUCUUCAAUCAAUACACAUCUCCACUCAUUUGCAUGGCACGGAACUGCACAAGCUCUCGGCGCUACAGAUUCGGUAUUGUUUGGUAUAUUCACAGACGACACCACAAACUUUUGAAUGGAAGGACCGCAAAGAUAGGUCGUGUAUAAUUAGCUGUCACGUGAUUGCUCCAUUCAUUAUGCACAGCGUUGGGUGAUGUCAGCCUCCAUGGCAUUAGCGCCAGAAAUGUAAAUUAUUGUCGGUAGUUUUGCCCUCAGUGAAACAGAUUUGUGAUACACAGAGCAUCCAGUCAGAUCGCCCGUGAUUCCAUCGGUAAGGGCUGACAGCGGACAUGCCACAACACGGCGAGGGUAGUAGACGUUGCUGUCGCCGCCGUUGAAGUUAUCGUUGCUGCUGCUACUGUGUGAUUGUGAUUCCCUGGUUGCCAAGACGGUGUGCGACGGUGGACCCAGAAUCCGUGGACUCGCAAGGCUGUUUGCCCUGAUUUUCUACACGCUGUCAACUGUCGCGAUUCGCAGGUGUAUAAUGGAGACGUAAUAUGUGUUCGUUGGGGGGGUGACUCCAUUCCAAGGCAAGCUGUCGAGUGUCACUAACGUCCUCCAUGCUGCAAGUAGGCACGUGUGCCGUUGCCAAUGAGUAAGUCGUCAAUGUGUCCGUCAGUCAGUCCGUCCGUGGUUGAGUUAAUCAUGUCUGCUCUUCUCUCUUUGCUCUGUUGGCCUACUCUAUGACCUAGCUGAUACCCUGUGACUGUCAAUGCAGUAAGCUAUAGUCUCGCAGGGCGCCUACCUUGCCGCCGGAAGCCGAUCUAGAUACUGGCGGCCAUGAUUGAUGCCAGGUGCGGUAGCUUGACGAUAUGUCAUGGCACACAUUUGUAGCCACGCUGGUGUCUUCACUCUCGUACUCCAGAACACCUGUAGCCAUGUAGCAUCUUUUCCACAUCGCGAGGGGACGCUAACCCUGCCGCCGUUCCACUGCUUGUCAGAUGAAGCGGGCCAUUGCUUCUGCAUAGCUCACUCGACACGGGAGAAGCUGUAGGCGCGCUGGAACCUCAAGGCAUCUGUUGUAUAUGGGAUGUUUGCACACAAAGCCUCACUCCUUGUUCAUCUGGUGUCGAAACAGAGAAUACUGUGCUCCAUGUCGUGAAUCCUGGGCCAUGGAGUUGCCGACGUCGUGUGACUAGCCAUGGAGAGCUCCGGCAGCGGCCAGGGCCGAGACGGGGAUCAUGGCAUGGCCGGCUCGAACCUCGGGUCCCGUGGGUCAUCUCUCCGUCACCAUACCUCACACUCCAGAAAGAGGGAUGACCCGACUUUACCUGUUCUGAGGGAAUCCUCUGCUAGGAGGAGAGAACGGGAAAUCGCCAAGCAAGAGGUAAAAAUAGCUCCCAAUCCCGUAACCUCCUCCGUCGCGUCCGACGCCGAGCAGGGUCUCUCACCCCCCACAGUCAUAAACAUGGGGGUAGUCCAUGAAGACAACACGCUCAGCCCCGGGCGGUACUACGCGUCUUCGGAAUCCGCUCCCCCGGACCCAUACACCAUCAUGAGGAGCAAACAGUUGUCCAAGAGGGUGAUACUAAAUGUUGGAGGUGUGAAACAUGAAGUUUUGUGGCGAACUCUCGAUCGGAUGCCUCACACUCGGUUAGGAAAGUUACGGGAUUGCAACACCCACGAGGCGAUAUUGGAUUUAUGUGAUGAUUAUUAUUUAGCGGAAAAUGAAUUCUUCUUUGACCGCCACCCGAGAUCGUUUGCAUCAAUAUUAAAUUUUUACCGCACGGGAAAACUACAUUUAGUGGAGGAAAUGUGUGUGCUUUCAUUCAGCGAAGAUUUGGAGUACUGGGGGAUAGACGAAUUGUAUCUAGAAUCAUGCUGCCAACACAAAUACCACCAGAAGAAGGAGCACGUGUUUGAGGAAAUACGGAAAGAGGCAGAGAGUAUAAGACAACGGGAUGAGGAGAACUUUGGGACGGGGGGUUGUGCAAAGUGGAGACAAAAGGUUUGGGAUCUAUUGGAGAAACCGACUACUUCCACGGCCGCAAGGGUAUUGGCUAUCAUAUCUAUCCUGUUCAUCGUGUUAUCCACAAUCGCGCUGACCCUUAAUACCAUCCCCCAGCUGCAGGAAAGACACAACCCGAAAGACCCCUCGGAUAACUCCGAGCUGGCUGUGGUGGAAGCUGUGUGCAUUGGCUGGUUUACACUAGAGUACUUAGCCCGAUUCUGGGCGUCGCCAAACAAGUGGAAGUUUUUCAAAGGCCCUCUAAAUGUGAUAGACCUUCUCGCCAUCCUACCUUAUUUCAUUUCCUUAGGAUUAACCGAAACGAACAAAAGCACUACAGAGCAAUUUCAAAAUGUGCGACGUGUUGUUCAAAUUUUUCGAAUUAUGCGAAUUUUACGUAUAUUAAAACUUGCCCGACACUCGACAGGCCUCCAAUCCCUUGGUUAUACGUUGCAACGGAGUUACAAGGAGUUGGGCUUACUGUUGAUGUUUCUUGCCAUUUCUAUUUUAUUAUUUUCAAGUUUAGCCUAUUUUGCUGAAAAAGAUGAGCCAGAGACUAAGUUCAAAAGUAUACCGGAGACGUUCUGGUGGGCAGCCAUCACUAUGACCACUGUGGGUUACGGUGAUAUAGCUCCAACUACUGUCCUGGGGAAGAUUGUCGGUAGUGUGUGUUGUAUAUGCGGUGUGCUUGUUAUUGCAUUGCCGAUUCCUAUUAUAGUGAACAACUUUGCGGAGUUUUAUAAGGACCAGAUGCGCAGAGAGAAGGCGUUCAAGCGACGCGAGGCGCUAGAGAAAGCCAAGAGGACGGGCAGUAUAGUGUCCUUCCACUCCAUCAACUUGCGCGAUGCCUUCGCCCGCAGUGUCGACCUCAUGGAGGUCAACUCCCCCAGCCAUAAGGGAGACAACUGCGGCGGGGAUGACAGUAGUACAGACAGCAAGUGUGCUCCGAGUCCACCUCCUUGUGUGAUCAAGUACAACCAGACGCAGUUUCCUCACACUGGCGCCGAGGACUGUGACGACGUCAAGGGGAUGCCUGUCGACAACUCCAGCACCAACAACCUGCUUGAUGCUGAUGAGGAAUCUCUUAAAAGGAUGACGUCAUCACAGCCACUUCUGAACUGCCAACCUCAGGGACGUUAUGAGCGGAUUACGCCUGAUAAAAGUUGUAUCGAAAUGAAACAACUCUACCGCCAGAACAGUUCGACGAGCACCGAUACGUUCACGAGCUGUGUCACCCACCCACAGAACAGCCCUUCUAUCACAGGCCCACCUUCUUCGGACACGCCAAAACACAACCUCUAUGUUAACCCUUUAGAGGACACGGGGGGAUAUACCAACCCCAAUGUCCCCCCGGAGUCUCACGCCUACCAGAACCUCCUCAACGACCUUCAGACCGACGCGCAACAGGAAACCGGAUUUAACAGACCGGAAGUUCAGUUCGCUCCCUCAAACCAGGUUGUGCAGCAGCUAGAGACUGGGUUGUCUACGACAUGGGAGUGUGCCUCCGCUCAGGGCUCCCCCGUUCAGUCCUCCUCACAACCGCACUCGCCAUCUAAGGGACUUCUUCAAGCGAAGAUGGCGCACCCUCAGAAAUCUAGCUUUAAAAGACAUAAAUCGCUUUCUGUUGAGAAACAUCCCCGCUUCUCGGAAGUGAAAGAGCGGAGUUACUGCUCCACUGACAAUCUACAUUCACAGGAAUAUACAAAGCCAAAGUUAAAAUUCAGGAAGGCCGUGUCUCUCGCCAGUCGCCUUCACGCCAGCCCGGCCACGGGACGGAAACUGGCCAACUAUCAUCUCAUCGCCAGCACUAAAUCAGGCUGCGAGCCCACCAGCCGCCGUCUUAACUCAGAAAAACUGUCGCCGAAGCAGCGCUCUAGCCCCUCCUUACUGGAACCGCCGCCCACUAAAAGGAAAUCUAUAUUAAAGAGGGACGUGGUUAAUCACGAGGAAACUGAGCAUUUGCUGCUUGCCGCGUGCAGAGAUGGAGAAUGCACGGGACAGUUCUCUAACUCUCCUCAAAACAGCAAUUUAUAUGAAAACAAUAUUAUAUCUUGUCACAAACCUCAUAUUGAGAUUGAUAUUACUCCGGAACCCCCUCCCCAUAACAGUACGAACUCUACCCCUGGGAUGCGUCACAUUGACAGCACAGACGAGGAGAGUCAACGCUUGACGCCUGACAGCCCCGAGCGAUCAGAAGAGGAUGUCGAGUUCAGCGACAGCGUUGCUGGCCCACAUAACAACGCGUUCUGGAAGCAGCUGCGUUGCCCAAGCCAAGGCUCUUCCCCUCUCAACGACACCAGCCCCUCGGACAAUCUGGAUGAAAGUUACAUUGGGUCAAAUUCUGCUGAUUAUUCGUUGUCUGACUCCAGUCUAUCCGACCCCAACCUUCUGAAGUCGUCCCCCUCCAGUGACGUGGUCAGUCGGACGGCCGGCAGCCAGAUGAGCGGCGAGGAACACACCGUCAGUAUUUACGACACCGCCGACUCUGGCCCAACUGACAGCGAUACCAAUAUGGAGAACGUUGUCAACAGUCUGCAGUCGGACGUUAGUCAGGACACGCGGGAAAACAUUCUCUUCCCAGAUUCCAGUGGCUAGCGGAGCCACCUGCUCACAAGUUCGCCAUCUUGCCACGGCGUGUGGACGGAUGUGAUGAAUGUCGGCAGGAAAACACUUGGCCAAUCAACUUGGUAUUAAAAGGCUUCCAGAUUGUCACGUGAUCAAUGCAAUUUUCUAAUGCCAUGGAGUGUGCUGCAAGUGACGUCACAGCUUCCAGGCAGGGGAGUGGGGUGGUUACCAUGGCGACCCUUGGCCACGCCAUUAACGUUUAUGCAAUUUCUAAAAUGUACAUUGGACAUUUUCUACAUUGGUUUUUGCCGGUUUCAAUAUGACUGUGAUCUUAGUAAGCUUAUGCGUAACUUUUUAACUCGCUUGACAAGUCUUGACAAGCACUCAGCAAUCCAACACUUUCAAGGCCAUCACCGUGCGAGAUCAAUGUUGUGCAUGAUUCUCAUGCUGCGUCACAAGACGCUUGGCACCGAUAUUCUGGGGAAACGGAGUGAUCUCGUCAGCUUAGGGCGCCACUGUACUGGGGCGCACUCGUGACACAAGCACUGUUCACAGCACGUGUAUGACCCAAUGAAGCAAACGUGUAACCCCAGAGGUUAAUGGAGGUUAAGUUCCAUUGAUGCUUUUCCCACUGACAUAGUUUCAAGUGAUGGAGACAAUUCACAGCUUGUUAUGUAUCUGUCAAGGUUCUUGCCAUGCUCAAUUCGUUAUCAGUGCAAGAGUUGUCCCCCUUGGGUUGUUCUUCCGGUCGGGAGAAAUGUUUGUUCCUUAACCUAUGUUUAAGCCGUUCAAAGUCUCUCGCACACUGGGAUCUCUUGAGAUCUCGUUUGAACGAGAUUAUGAUUUUGUUGCUUUUCCCUGUGUGAAGAUGAUGAUCUUUGAAGACAAGUCCCUUGGUUUUGGAACUCAGCUACUUAGCAUUUGUUGGACAACUACUGUGAUCCAAUAUUACCUCAGUAUCUUUCACUAGACAGCAAUCUUAGUGUGUGAGUGAGUGAGCAAAAUUCAAGCCAUAUCGCGGCGAGUGACCCAAGUAAUGCACUUCCCACAUUUGGGUAAUUGAAUCCUGGUUUGGGUGUAUCGGGCGAACACUUUCACUGCGAGGCUCCUCCACGUCCACUAAUUGUAAAUAUAUUUAAUGUAGAAUGUAUUUAAGACAAAAAAAUUAUGGAUGAGCAACUUCUUUAUUACAAUUGGGCGACGUUUCGGUGUAGAUUCUAACACCGUUAUUAAGCAAAAGAUGAUUGUAAUAAAGAAGUUGCUCAUCCAUAACAAUUUUGUCUUAGUUACCAUUCCAACUUCUAAAUGCCACUCAAAGAAGUUAGAAUGUAUUUUACCUACAUGUGGACAUUUUGUAAAUACAGCAAAUCGAUCGAUCAGUGGAUGAUUGUAGCUAAUCCAGCAUCGGGGACAUGGGUUGUCCAUUGGACUAAGAGUUGCUUCCCCUGCUAGUGCCAGGAUCCACUGUGCAUUAAAUCGCACUGAUCAUGAUACCUGUCUGUCAACACCACACCCGUUCUUAUGGGUUUCACCAAAGUGGUAUACAUGUAUAUAUCAGCAACACUUAGGGCUUUCAUCCCACAUUAAGCAGGCACACCUUGAUAUAAUUGGCAUAGUGUUCAAAACAUUGUUAAACCAUACUAUCCAGCAUUGGGCAGGCAUGGGGCACAGUGGUUAAUGUGUUCGCCCGUGCCCGACAACUGUUACUAUGGAAGUUCCAUUUCGUUAUCCCCCACUAGUUGUAAUAACGAUAACCUAGUGCUAAAAAGGGACUUGAAACUCUCUUCACUCUCACCCACUCACUCACUCACUCACUAUCUACUUAGGUGUGUAAGAGUUCCAACGUCUGAGAAGGUGAGCUACAUGCCUCCAUUUGUUACUUAUUAACGCAAGGAGAACACGACACAGUUUCCAUUUUUGUUAGGAAGCUAACUGCUCAUGAAAGAUUACAUACAUGUGCCUAUGUUGUUUACUACAUCUACAGUACUGUAGCUAUUGACAGUCAAGUCUGAUAGAAAUCAAGGCAAUUGCCAUGACAACCAGUCUCUUCAUGAGUUUGAAAAAAAAUGUCGGGUGACAUAAGUUAGGAUUCCUUCUGCAUCCCAUGCUUUGGCUCCAGUGUGAGUUACUUGUAACUGUGAGUAUUACCGUUGCAUUACCUGAACAGCCAGGCAUUAUGAUCACAAUGAAUUACGUUAGUACAAGGCAGUUUAUCCGAUCAUCAACACCCCCCUGUGGUAAAUAUCAAAACCUCAGUUAUCCUAUCUUUACAUACUUGUACAGGUGCCCAUUGAUACGAAUUACGUCCCGGGAUAUUUUCGGACUUCUAAGUUGAAUAUCGUCUUGGAAAUGACGGACAAAAUGUAAACCGUCUUUACAUUUGUGAUAAAUCCCCUUCACAGCAGUUACAGUUAAAGGUACGCUCCAGUGACUUCGUCACCAGUCGUAGUCGUAUUUGCCAUUGACAGUCAUUUAUUGCAGGAGUAAAUGACGUUGACAUACAACUGCCGUCACUACUUCCGGUUGUACCGGAAUUGCUCCAGUAUGCUUUGUGAUAUACUAUACUACUCAAAAUAAAUUAAGAAUCACCUGGUUUUUUCAUAUUACCAUAGUCAAUCUGUUAUUUCAUGACGAAUUAACUGUAGUAAUAUGAAGAAUCGUGUGAUCCUUAACAUAUUUUGAGUAGUAUAUUUUAAGCAUUGUUUGACUUUUAUUGGUAUUUAUCAGGUUUCAAGUACAGGCCGACGAAUACUAACUAGAUCAGUUACCUAACUGUAUCUGGUGAUAUUGGAGAUUUCCUUCUGAACUGACCAGAAAUUAGGUAUUGGCAAUUGCUUGAUCAAUGACUUGCUGUCGAUAGCUAUAGAUAGGAGUACAAAAAUACGGUUUAUAUUGAAGUAUUUUAUCAGUUUAGAGUAGGAGUCCUUACUAUGGAUAGUUGAACAUCUUGUUAGUAAGUUCUGUGAUGUGCAUCUGUAGGUCUAUGGUUAUUUCUGUCAUCGCCUGGUUCAUGUUGUACUAGCAUGACAGCUAUAUUUUUUACAUCAUUAACAUCAAUGCGAUACAGGUUGUUGUGGCAAUGAGACAACCCACCACAACCAACCACAGCAUACUAUUGAAUCAGUAACCAUGUUUCCAAAUCAAUUCUUUAAUAAUACCGUGGGACUAAAAUAACUAACGAAUGUGUAAUUCACCUUUCUUACGGAUGUCCUAACGCGCCACUUCCUUAUGGGCGCUCUGUAUUAUUCUGUUUCUUAGUAGAUCAUGUUUACAUAAUGCGUGGAUAAGGCACCUCAAAACCAUUAAGCUUGUUCACGGAAAAGAAUUUAUAUUAACAAAUAAACCUCAUGGUUUGAACCUGUAUAAUUAAGAUUAGUUUUCAGAGCGUAUGUGUCGAAUAGUAUUCUUUGUAACAUCGCUUUAAACAUGUGAGGGGCCAGUCAGUAAUUACAUGGGUUGUUUGAGGAUAUGUUAUCAAUAACUUUACUAAAGUAAUAUACCCUCCCCACAAUUAUUAUCUUGGACUUUCACAAUUGCGGGCUUAUAUUUCAUGACUUUUAGAGAAAAAAUUAAUUUACGUGAAAAUAACUGGCAUUGUCAUUGCCAUAAACCUAAAUGGUUUCAGUGAAUCUCUCCAGCUAAGCUGCUCACACUUUUAGUAUUUGAGGGACUUGGAUUUAUUUUAUGGGGAAAACAAUAUUUGUUAAAAAAACCCAGAAAAAGUAGUUAUUGUAAAACACACACACACACACACAAAACAACAACACACAGGCACACCUGUAUUAACCAACACACGCCUCCCAGCUCAAUUACUGGCCCCUGACACACAAGCACACCUGUAUUAACCAACACACGCCUCCCAACUCAAUGACUGGCCCCUGACACACAAGCACACCUGUAUUAACCAACACACGCCUCCAAACUCAAUGACUGGCCCCUGACACACAAGCACACCUGUAUUAACCAACACACGCCUCCCAGCUCAAUGACUGGCCCCUGACACACAAGCACACCUGUAUUAACCAACACACGCCUCCAAACUCAAUGACUGGCCCCUGACACACAAGCACACCUGUAUUAACCAACACACGCCUCCCAGCUCAAUGACUGGCCCCUGACACACAAGCACACCUGUAUUAACCAACACACGCCUCCCAACUCAAUGACUGGUCCCUGAACUUCUACUACUUGUUCUUCGUGUCCAAAAGAAUCUUUUCCAGCAAGUUGAGGGUGAAGACGGCACCACAAGGACAUGAAACACUCCGACAGACAACAGAGUCCCCGGCAGUCUAUCAAUGUACCCAACACCAGAAGAUCCCUUUGUAUCCCUAUUUCAGUUCUACUGCUAUUUUUACAGUAUUAUGUACGAGUGACAUCCCUCAGUAAGAUGACUUGAUGUGUUUGUUUUGCGACAGUACGUAUUAGCCAAUCAGCCAACGCAUAUAGUCUGUAUGCACCAAUCAACAUCUCGGUCUUAGCAUAGACCCCGCGUCGUUACUAAGCAACGAAAGGUCGUUAUUUUGACCUCUGCAGAAAGAUACCAUGUUACACGUGUGUUGUGGUCGUGUAUGUAAUAGAUUUGCUAUUAUUGUGUCCGUUUGAAUCAGGUUGUAUAUUUGCAUUAUAAAUUUCGAUUAUGAUUUGAUUUUGUAACUCAAAGGUCAUUCUAUAUCUUAUCUUACCAUUCCACAGCGAGUGCGCCGUAACGUUCUCGCCUGUGAUUGGCAGAAGCUAGUCACGUGCGCUCUCGUCUCGUGCUGACGUUUUCUAUAACAAGUUUUGUAAUCUGCCCGUUGCGAGUUAAACUACCCUUUUGGAGUGUUUUACUACUAGGCUGUUGUGCAACGCACGACAGGUUCUAUGAACACAUUGAGAUGAACGGUAUAGACGUGUUUGCAUUGCACGUGAUCAACUUAUUCAUUUCAUUUAGCGUUAGCAGUUACCCCAGCUGGGUCAAGGUCGCCCUAGUGACGCCGUUAAAGGGAGGCUAGCCCGUAUAGGUUGAAGGUUGCGGGUUGGAGACUAGUCUAGGGCACUAGUCACACAUGCAGAUUUCUCACACGUGAUUGCUUUUCAUCACACGUGACUUGUUGGUCAGUAGAGGUCGAGACCUGGUCAAGUAGUGGUCACUUCAUGUAGCUCCUAGUAACUGAUUGCUAUUGUUAUUUCAAUGGAGCAAAUCAAUUUUGUGACACUACUCUUCAGAUGGGCUCAAAAACAUGUCACUAUUUAGUGGACCGAACAGAAUGUUACUAGAUGCAGAUUAUAGUCGGGAAUGUUGUCUAUUACGAUUCAGUUGGAGUGAGUGAGUGAGUGAGUAUGGUUUUACGCCACUUUAAGCAAUAUUCAAGCCACAAAAUGGGCUUCAAACAUUAUGGGAAUUAACCAUGUCUUCGGCGUGACGUCUUAACACUUUAACCACUGUGCUAUCUUCCUGGUACUGAACGAAACCCCUGACAGUUCUAGAUCAUGAACUAACUCUCCAUAUUGUAUGCAGAUUGAAUGGGGAAAUGUUUGAAUAACCACUGACUGACACAACCUGGUCUCCAGGCUCUGUCUUUAUCUUAGGAUGUAAGAAGUCCAUAGACUGUAACUCUCAGCUAAAGUUGGGUACCGUUAACUGUUACUUGGUAUGUGUUAUUUUGGUGUUUAGUCAGGAUUUGGGUUUACGGUAGAAUUCAUUGUUCCGCUGAACUAGGUGUAGAUUUGUCAGUAUAGAAUGCUGACAAACGAAUUCAAGUUCGAUUAGACGUGUUGUAUUUUCGAUCACAAUUAUCGAACUGAGAAACAAAUAUUAGUUUUGCCGUAAGUUCCUCAAGAUUGCAACAGCUUAUUAGUGGUAUGAUAUAUUUAAGUCGAUGCAAUUAUUUAAGAAUGACACAAUAAUUAAAAAUUUAUAGUAACACGUAACUGGCUAGCAUAGGGGUCGGGUAUGCCUCAUAAAUUCCCAGUAUUGGUGGUAUCUCUAUAUGGUUAGAUCUCUUUGGGUGAGGCAGCAAUGAGGCUGGAUCUCUCAGGUUGGUACAGAAGUGAGGCUAGAUCUCUUGGGGUGGUACAGAAGUGAGGCUAGAUCUCUUGGGGUGGUACAGAAGUGAGGCUAGAUCUCUUGGGGUGGUACAGAAGUGAGGCUAGAUCUCUUAGGGUGGUACAGAAGUGAGGCUAGAUCUCUUGGGGUGGUACAGAAGUGAGGCUAUAUCUCUUGGGGUGGUACAGCAAUGAGGCAGGAUCUCUCAAGUUGGUACAGCCAUGAGGCUAGAUCUCUCAGGUCCUGCAGCCAUGAGGCUAGAUCCCUCAGUUUCAUGCAGCGAUGUGGCUAGAGCUCGCAGGUUGGUAAAGUGAAAGGCUAGAUCUCUCAGGUUCUUGCAGUGAUCAGGUGAUGAGGCUAGAUUUCUGGGAGUGAUGCACAGAUAUGGCUAGAUCUCUAAGGUUGGUGAAGGCUAGAUCUCGUGAGGUGGUGCAGCCAUGAAUGAGGCUAGAUUUCUCAGGUUGGUAUAGCGCUGUGAUCUCUAGGUGGUGUGUCGAUGUACCUAGAUCUCUCAGAUUGGUACAGUGGAAAGGCUAGAUCUCUUGGGGUGGUGCAGUGAUGAGGCUCGAUCUCAAAUGGUCUAUGUGAUGAAAAAGCACCAGCUCCGAUGUCCCCAGACCAAGGUUAUGAGGCAAAAGUAGAACGACUGCAUUGGCCCCAAAUCAACGGCCUAUAUGUAGUGGGAGUAGAUCUCUGUUUAACUGACCGAAAAGCUGCAGCCCGUGUGCUAGACUCUGCAAAACCUACAAAGCCUCGGCUGUCGGGCUAGCUCAAUCAGUGCUGGGGGUACCUCGGCGAGUAAGCUAGGCGUUUCCAUUAUUGUUGAAUUGUAAUAAAAUGUUUGUUACUCUUA